Ilyonectria robusta is the source of this 629-nucleotide messenger RNA. RefSeq lists its product as uncharacterized. The transcript has a single exon. The record is from RefSeq and is a predicted model, not a curated record. NCBI's taxonomy places the organism in Eukaryota, Fungi, Ascomycota, Sordariomycetes, Hypocreales, Nectriaceae. The coding region runs from base 39 to 539 and encodes 166 amino acids.
GUACUGGUUCACUUGCCAUCGAGACAAAUCAAGCCAUCAUGACGACCAGCCAAACCCCCGCCGAUCUCAGGAAGAUCAUUGGAGAAACGCUGAGAGCCUUCAUAUUCGCAUACAAGGACGGUGGCGAACAAAACGAUCCUGCCAUCAUCAACCGCGAUGUCACCGCAGAUUGCACCCGCCAUCUGCUCCCAGCCUCCCUGACCACAUCCCUCGGUGCUCCAGCCGACUUCGUCAUAAGCAACGACGAGUACCAGAAGCUGUUUGCUGCCGACCUCAAAGCCGGCUCAGUGCAGAAGAUCGUCAUUUCGAACUUGACCAUCGACGUUGAGGCUAGGAAAGCCGCGGCCACUACCGUCUCCGACAUGGUCUUCAAGGAUGGCGAGACGAUUGUGAUGGAGCACUCGUGGAUCCUGGAUUUCACCGAAGAUGGUUCAAAGGUCAAGAAAGUCAUCGAGUUUUGUGACCCUACUUCUGUUCAUCAAAUGCUGGCCAAGGUCCAGGCGGGGGAUCAGGAGGCGGUGCUACAGUCAGAGCAGUGAAGAAGGCUGGCCAUAUUUGUCAUGCCAUGGGUGCUUGUCCGAAUCAGUACGAGGUUGGUGUGAGAUGAGACGAAUAGCUCUAGAUCAAUC